GCUCUGUUGUGGAAUUAAUACUAUGUCCUGGCUGUCCCUUCCUGGAGAUAAGUUUGUGUAGUUAAUUAGUCAGAGCCAUGGACCAACACCUGAAGGGAUGGUACACUGAGCGGUCCCCGAUGUGGCCCGGCCAGGCAUUCUCCCUCAAGGUGGACCGCACGCUGCUACACAAACGCAGUAAAUUCCAGGACAUUGAGAUUUUUGAAAGCACCAACUAUGGCAAGGUGCUGGUGCUGGAUGGUGCUAUUCAAUUCACGGAGAGGGACGAGGCAAGUUACCAGGAAAUGAUCACCUACCUGCCUCUCAACGCACACCCCAACCCAAGGAAGGUGCUGGUGGUGGGCGGCGGUGAUGGUGGUGUGGCGAGGGAGCUGGCCAGGCAUCCCAUGGUGGAGGAGGUGGUGCAGUGUGAGAUUGACAAGGAGGUAAUAGAGGCCUGCAAGAAACACGUACCAUCAAUGGGGUGUGGCUUCUCCAACCCCAAGCUGACCCUCCACACCGGGGACGGCGCCAAGUUCCUGGAGGAGACGCAGGAUAAGUUUGACGUCAUUAUCACCGAUGCUUCAGACCCCGAGGUGGCUACUCAGGGCGAGGAGGGGGCUGAGGGGACUAAAGAUGGUCCUGCUGUGUCUCUCUUCAAUGAGGAUUACUACGCCAAGAUGAAGGGCAAGCUGGCCGAGGGAGGGGUCAUGUGCUGCCAGGGUGAGAAUAUGUGGCUUCACGCUGACCUCAUACUGAAGCUCAUGAAUGGAUGUCGUAAGAUCUUCCCUGUGGUGGACUAUGCAUACACUUACACCCCUACUUACCCUGGGGGACAGAUUGGCUUCAUCCUCUGCAGUGUUGAUCCGGCUACCAACUUUAAGGAACCAGUGAGGGAGUGGGACCAUAACAAGGCAAAGGAGAUGGGCCUCAAGUACUACAAUGCUGACAUUCACCGGGCAGCCUUUGUCCUCCCUACCUUCAUGAAGAACCACUUGUCACACACUGACUAGCAGGGAGUUUGUGUGUGAAGACUGACUAGCAGGGAGGGAGGGAGUGUGAAGACUGACUAGCAGGGAGUGUGUGAAGACUGACUAGCAGUGUGUGUGAAGACUGACUAGCAGGGAGUUUGUGUGUGAAAACUGACUAGCAGGGAGUGUGUGUGAAGACUGACUAGCAGGGAGUUUGUGUGUGAAGACUGACUAGCAGGGAGUUUGUGUGUGAAGACUGACUAGCAGAGUGUGUGUGUGAAGACUGACUAGCAGGGAGGGAGUGUGAAGAUUGACUAGCAGGGAGUGUGUGAAGACUGACUAGCAGGGAGGGAGUGUGAAGAUUGACUAGUAGGGAGUGUGUGUAAAGACUGACUAGCAGAGUGUGUGUGAAGACUGACUAGCAGGGAGGGAGUGUGAAGAUUGACUAGCAGGGAGUGUGUGAAGACUGACUAGCAGGGAGGGAGUGUGUGAAGACUGACUAGCAGAGUGUGUGUGAAGACUGACUAACAGGAGUGUGUGAAGACUGACUAGCAGGGAGGGAGUGUGAAGAUUGACUAGCAGUGUAUGUGAAGACUGACUAGCAGGGAGGGAGUGUGUAUGAAGACUGACUAGCAGAGUGUGUGUGAAGACUGACUAACAGGGAGUGUGUGAAGACUGACCAGCAGGGAGGGAGUGUAAGAAGACUGGCUAGAAGGGGAGUGUGUUGAAGUAGGUUGUGACAAGUUAUGGUUUAGAGGCUUGGUAAAGGGAAGGGGGGGGUGUUAACAAGGUGCUUACAUAAAACCUGCAGGAAUUGGAAGGAUAUUAACUAGAGUAAAUAAGCUAAGAAGAAAUAGGAAAAGAUUAAAGUUAGGAUGAGGUGUAAGGUUUGAAAGAGUGUUAGAAAUAGAAAAGUUUUGUUAUGAAGAAGAAAAUGUUUUGGAUAUAGUGUUCAGUAAGAGGUUUAUGGAGGAAAAAUAUUUGAGAUAAAAAGUUUAAAUAGAAAAUGUGUUGCAAGGUUAGUAAGGGAAAAGUUUUGAGAGUAAAUGAUGUUGUUAAGAAUGAUUAAAGGAAGAUAAUGUACUACCUCAAGUAAGAUGAUAGUGGAAAUGUGUUAAACAGAGGCAUUCAUUACAGUCCGGCAAACCAAGCAUUGCAUUUGCUAUGGAUCCCAAUUUGCCCAAGAAAGGAAGGGCGCUGCAAGUUCCAACUAAUUUGACACAAUCAGUCACUGCACACGCCGGUGCUGUGACAAGGUGUAGACCUCAUGAAUUUAGCUGCCUGAAAUACCCUGAAGAGGCCCCCUGAGUAAAGUUGCCACACAUGUCACAGGUCCUGAGGGCCUCAUACAAUUUUCUGCUUGAGGGCCAUGGGGAGUCUUGGAGUGCCACUGAUGUUUAUAAAAAAAGAUGGAGGUAGAAAUUGCUAAGAGAUAAAAAGCAAGAUUGGAAGGAUUGACUUUUAUAACAAGUAAGAACUAAAGCUGUAUAAUGGUACAAGAGAGAGAGAGAGAGAGAGAGUUUGAUUUAAAUGCAGGAAAAUAAGGUACGCAUCUUGAAGUGAGAUAACCUAGUAUUUAAUUGCAGCUUUUUAUUGCCUUGCUUUCCUAUGUUUAUAAAUUGCAGCUAGAAAUAUAUAGAUAAAUAAAUAAAAUAAGAAAAAUCUAAAAACAGAAAAGAUAAAUGAAAGAAAAGUAAAGAGAUAAAAAAAAAGUUUGAGAGCAAGUAUUUAAUUUGAAGUGUUUGAUUGUUUUGUGAAUUUGAGAGUUUCAUUUUGAACAGGUCAUUAUAAAGUGUUUGUGUGUUGGUGGAAGGACUGUACCUUUGAGACGUAGAGAGUGGUUUGUUGGCACCAAUAUAAGAACAGGUGUUGUGCGUGUUCUGUUGAGUUGUUAUAAUGCAUAUCACUUUAUUUUACUUAUUUAUUUAUGUAUUUUUCUAUUGAUUACUGUUUUUAUAUAUUUUUAAAAAUUAUGUGUCAAGUAAUUGUGUUUUAUGAUGGGAUAGCAAAAUUUUUCCCAAUAACCAAUGAAUGGAUAACAAUAACCUUGCUUGUUGUUUAUUGCUUCAAAAUGUAUCAAAGAGUUAUGUGUCAAGUAAUUGUGUUUGUAUGGUUGGUCACAGCUGGGUGGGAUAACAAAAAAAUGAUCCCAAUAGCCAAUGGAUGGAUAACAGUAACCUUCCCUGUUAUUUAUUGCUUCAAAAUGUAUCACCUAAAUCUAGUCUUUUCUUUCUUUUAUUGACAUUUUUUAUUUUAUUUUAUUGACAUUUUUAUUUUCUUUUAUUGACAUUUUUAUUUAAUUUUAUUGACAUUAUUUUCUUUUAUUGACUUAUUUUUUCUUUUACUGGCUUUUUUCUUUUAACAUUUAUAUAUAUUUUUAUCUUAUUUGACUUAUUUUUAUUUCUUUUAUUGACUUAUUUGUAUGGUUGGUGACAGCUGGGUGGAAUAACAAAACAUUGAUCCCAGUAACCAAUGGAUGGAUCUAGUCUUUUCUUUCUUUUAUUGACUUAACUGAAAAUAACAUCUCUAUUAUUAUUACUUAUUUUUUUUAUUGUUAUAUUUUAGUUUUCAAUUGAUUGCAUUUUCAGUUUGUGUUUAUUUUUGAGUAUAUUACUUUUAUUUUAUUUUAUUUGUUUUUUUCCCCCUUUAUUGCAUUAACUAGAAAGAAUGUCUCCAAACUUUCCAAUUCCUCCUGAGUUAUUAUUAAUGUUUCCAGUGUGUAUAGAUUUUAAUUAUGUUUGUUAAGUUUAUGCAAGAUGAGAACACUGUCAUUAUUUGUUUGGUGAUGCCAGUAAGCCAGACUGUGACACCUUUGUUACUCAUUACACACUGCCACCUCCGAUUACUUGCCAUCACCACUGACUAUAUAAGUGUGCUGGUUUAUUGUAGGCUCGUUCAUAUUUGGCCUAACUUGUUGACUUUACGAUUUUCCUUUUCUCCUUUAGUUUUAUUUUGUUUUGUAUUCAUAUUAUUACUUAUUUAUUCAAGAUUUUUGUUUUCAUAUUUCACGCCAUCUUUACUUGCAUUUGUGGUGCCAUAUUUUGUACGUGCCUCUCAAUUUACAGUUUCUUCAUCAACAUGGUGAGUUAUUCUUCAUGAUAGUGUUGUGUGUUUACUCUCCUUUGCUCCUAUCUUGUAUCCACUUUGCUCCAUUUAACCAAAGUUUUGUUGAAUAAUUUAAUAUUUUUUUUUAGAUAUUCAUCCAGUGUGACUUCAUCACUAUUAUGCCAAAUAUUUUAUCAUAGUAUUUGCAUUUCUAAGUAUAUUAUCAUGUUUUUAUUUGUGAUACCAGAUAAUUUUAUGUAUGUGCAUUACUUUCUUUAUUCUGUUCUACAUAAUUUACUGUGUUGUGUCAGUAUCCAGAACCACAAAUUAUAUCAAGAAGGCUUUAAUUCA
Messenger RNA from Portunus trituberculatus (swimming crab), 4346 nucleotides. Its product is annotated as spermidine synthase-like. NCBI's taxonomy places the organism in Eukaryota, Metazoa, Arthropoda, Malacostraca, Decapoda, Portunidae. The transcript has 8 exons. Gene Ontology annotation, molecular function: spermidine synthase activity. The coding region runs from base 78 to 992 and encodes 304 amino acids. Gene Ontology annotation, cellular component: cytosol. The record is from RefSeq and is a predicted model, not a curated record. Gene Ontology annotation, biological process: spermidine biosynthetic process.